AUGGGGGGGACGGAGUUGAACCUGGACCAAUCCUUCAUGCUGCUUGGUCGGGUAAUGUGGAAUGUAUGGCCUUUCUUAUCCAAGAAGGCGCUGAUGUUCAUCAGACCGCACCUGGGCGUGAAGCUCCUAGUGGAACAUGGGGUUGAUAUAGACAUGGUGCGGGUUCGAGGAACGACGCCCGUGAAAAUGGCCGUGGAAUAUGGCCACUUUGACAUCGCCUCGUACUUGCUUGGGCAAGGGGCUAAAGUUCCAGAAGACCAAGACUUCUUCGUUUCCUGCGCCACCCGCGGAUACGCCAAGGGCCUUAGCUUGCUCUUGGAUAAGGCUGUUUCAAUAGACGGCGAAGACUCGGAGGGCUAUACCGCCAUCUUCAACGCGGUGGCGCACGGACAUGUCGAGGCUGUCAGUGUGUUGUUGGAUCGAGGGUUCUGCUACACCUAUAGCCGCCGCACAUGGCCGCCGUCGAGUUUUGGAAAUGCUUCUGGAUUACGUUGA
Aspergillus novofumigatus IBT 16806 is the source of this 495-nucleotide messenger RNA. RefSeq names its product ankyrin repeat domain-containing protein. The record is from RefSeq and is a predicted model, not a curated record. Lineage: Eukaryota; Fungi; Ascomycota; Eurotiomycetes; Eurotiales; Aspergillaceae. The transcript is spliced from 3 exons. Bases 1 to 495 code for a protein of 164 amino acids. Gene Ontology annotation, molecular function: protein binding.